This is a messenger RNA of Pomacea canaliculata, 12061 nucleotides long. RefSeq names its product ras-associated and pleckstrin homology domains-containing protein 1-like. Gene Ontology annotation, biological process: signal transduction. The record is from RefSeq and is a predicted model, not a curated record. NCBI's taxonomy places the organism in Eukaryota, Metazoa, Mollusca, Gastropoda, Architaenioglossa, Ampullariidae.
UUCGGCCUCAGCGGAUACGUCAGUGCGCGAGGCCCGAGUCACACACGUAAGAUGGAGCUGUAUCGGGUCUGAGACACCAGCCUGUGUACAGUGGAUCAUGGCCCUCCUCGUGUGAGAACUUCAUUGUCGGGGGUCCUCCUCAGUCCUGGCGGACAAUGAACUUGUACACCGACACGGACCCAGCGGCCGGCGAGGAGACGGCGGUGCAGCAGUGGAUACAGGACGGCUACUCCAUGCUGUGGAUGGAGGAGGAGGAUUACCGCUGCGACAGUGAGGUUGAGGCUGACAGCGACCAUGAGGACCACGAAGAGACCCUGGAGCAUCAUGGCGGAUGGCUGGGCAACAACCUAGUUCACUUUCACAUGGAUCUGGACUCCAGUGAGACAGGGACAGUCCGACGGCGUGCCAAGACGAUUGUGACGCCCAAGAUGGCCAUGGAGAGUUUCCGGCUGUCUUUCCUCAAUGACGACCAAGAUGUCAACUUUGAUGCCAUCCUGGGUGAACUCUCGGAGCUGGAAACGCAGCUGAACUCCACUCAGUCCGAAUUGUCCCAGACCCUAGGGCGUGGGGGCCCCGGACAUCUUCCUCAAUGUGCGCCGCUCGACGGAAGGGUGGAGGGCGGAAGUGACGUAAUACAAGCCGAACUGGACGCUUUGGCAGCGGAGAUCACGCAGGGGCUGAGCUACCGGAAGACCAAUGGACAGCUUUUCCACCCGGAACACAUGGGCGACACGGGUGAGACCGAUUCGGCUUUCUCUGACAACACGUCUUUGCCCUCCUCCGAGUCCUUCACCUCCAUGGCCACCGUGUCGUCGUCGGCGGAAACGACGUCGUCGUCAUCUGGAGAGACGUGCAGCAUGAACAGCGCUGUGUCUACACUGACCAUGCACGGCGAGGAAGAACAUCUAGCCCGGCUGAAGGCGGAAAAAAUCAGGAUCGCCCUGGAGAAGAUCAAGGAGGCCAAGAUACGGAAGUUAUUCGUGAGAGCCUUUGCCAAGGACGGUAGCAGCAAGAGUAUCCUAGUGGAUGAGAAGAUGACGGUGAGCCAGGUGUGCUCCGUGCUGGCUGACAAGCACCACGGACGAUUGACCCACGACAUGGCUGUCAUCGAGCACAUGCCCGAGCUCUUCAUGGAGCGUAUCCUAGAAGACCAUGACUCGUUGGUGGAAAAUAUGGUGAUGUGGACACGUGACUCUAGGAACAAGGUGCUUUUUGAGGAAAGGCGUGAAAAAUACAACCUAUUCUUCCAUCCAGAGAAAUACCUCCUUCCUGGGACAUCAUCACAAAGAGGUACAGAACUAGCUUCAUCUCAAAGAGAGCGACUUAUUCAGGAGUUUUUCUCGCCAGCUGGAGUGUCCGUGCCAGAAGUGGAGGGAGCACUGUUCCUCAAGUCAGAUGGAAAGAAAGCUUGGAAAAAAUACUUCUUUGUUUUACGAGCCUCUGGUCUGUACUACAAUCCCAAGGGCAAGGUCAGCAAGGCUCCCAAGGAUCUAGUUUGCCUGGUACAAUUUGAAUAUGUUGAGGUGUACUGGGGUCUUGGCUGGAAGAAGAAAUACCAUUCGCCCACAGACUUUUGCUUUGCUCUCAAGCAUCCACAAAUUCAGAAGAAGACCUCCAAAUACAUACGAUACUUCUGUGCAGAGACACAAACCUCCCUUGAUCAGUGGAUAAUGGGCAUCCGCAUUGCCAAGCUUGGAAAGCAGCUUCUUCACAACUUUGAGCGGGUCCACCAUGAAGUCGCCACUUGGGAUCUGCGCCAGGCUACUACUAUUGCAGACGGUUCUGACCUCUCCACUGGAGGGGAGGGAUUAGAGCAUUGCAGUGACCACUUCCAGGGUCUGAACCAGACCUCACUUCAGGACAGCCGCCUGUCUGUCCUCACCCCCUCUUCACACCACACCAUCGUAACUGUUCACAGCACCACCCCAGGCCGCACAGUUGGGAGUGGCAUCUACCAUGGUAGUGAAGUCAUAGGUGCUGGUGUAGCACCAGUUCCUCACCGCAAAGAGCCUGAAGGUUCUGGAGAUGGAAGUACUGGUCAUAAGACUCCAACAAAGCGUGUCUCCUUCAGCACAACCCACUGCAUAAUCACAGACUCUAGUGAGCAGCUUGUGGUUGCCAAACAUCGGGAUUCCAUUGUCUCAGCGUCAACAGAUUCCUCAGAAGACUCCAGUUCAAGUGGAGAAAAUCGACACACCAUGGCCAACACGCUGAGGGGGAAACUUCGGCCCAAGCUGCCCGUGACUACAGAAACAACUCGUCUGCUGACUGAAAUGAACCAGUUGAGCUUUGACAGUGGGACCAGUCCUAGCGGAGAUGGUGGAAGCUUUGAUGAAAUUUCAUCUUUAUCGUCUGGUUCUUCCACGUUGUCACGUCACACCUUUUCACGGUCCGAUCGUCGGAGAUCUUCCAUGUCUGACAGACGUGGAUCUACUGACUCGAACAGUCGAACAACUCACCAUCAUCGCAUGAACGGCAACAGUGCGCCCCCCAUGUCGCCCCCUGCCACCAUGGGAAGGCGACAUUCCCAUGAAGGAAGCCCAGGGCGAAUGUCUCCCCUCAUGCGGCAUUCUGGGACCCAGCAGUGGGUGGAGGAUGUGCAGUAUGGUAUUGAGUCUGUGCCGGAUGGCUCGCGAUCUGCACAGGAUCCAUAUGCUGGACCUGACCGCUAUAUGUAUGCUGGAGGUAUGUCUGUCUAUCAGCAACAACAGUAUCAGUAUCAGCAACAACAGCAGCAGUACCAACAGCAGUUGCAGCAGUAUCAAGAGCAGUACCAGCUACACAAGCAGUUCCAACAGCACCAACAGCAGCCAUCCUCACAAUCACAGUGUCAGGAGCUGCAGCAGCAACAAUCAUAUUAUCAAGAACUACCCACUCAGUAUCAAGAUGUACUUCAGCAGCCACAGUAUCAGGAACUGAGGGAACAGGACUCCAAAUAUCCAGGGCUACUACAGGAGCAGCCGCCUGGGCAUCAAGAACAUCAUCACCAGAAACAUCCGUCAUGUCAAGAGUAUGACAUCAACCCUCACUUGUACGCUACUAUUGGUCAGAUGGGUGCUGCAAUGCAUCCUACUACCCCUGGUGCACUAGAAACUGCCACACCACCACACUAUGGAGAACAUAUGAAGCCACCAGAGGCUCCUUCACUACCUCUGCCUCAUCCACCAUCUGGACAAUUAAAACAGCUGCAGCAGCAGUCCAAGGUAGGCCCACCCCCAACAGCUCCAAAACCUGCUCCACCCCCACCCAUUCAUCCGCAACAGCCCCCUCCCCCUCCUCCUGUGUUUCCACAACAAGCUCAUCAGCUUCCUCCUGCCCCCACACUUCCACAGCAAGUGGCCCCGCCCCUUGUGCAUCCUCAACAAGUACCCCCACUCCCACCUGUGCCCUCUCAGCAAGUACCACCUCCUCCAAUGCUUCCACAAGUCCUCCCAGCUUUCAUGCAUUCUCAAGCACCUCCACCUGUGCCUCCCCAGCAAGGACCACCUCCCCCAAUGCUUCUGCAGCAAAUAUCUGCACCCCCCAUGCAUCCUCAAUCAGUACCCAAACCUCCACCUGUGCCCUCUCAGCAAAUACCACAUCUCCCAAUGCUUCCACAGCAAGUGCCCCCACAUCCCAUGCAUCCUCAACAAGCACCUCCACCUGUGCCUCCUCAAGUACCAGCUCCCCCAAUGCAUCCUCAACAAGCACCUCCACCUGUACCCCUCAGCAAGUCCCACCUCCCCUGUGCCCCCACAGAAAGCACCACCUCUACCACCAACUGUGCCCCCUCAGCAAGUACAUUUAACCCCAUUGCUUCAACAACAGGUGCUUCCUCCUUCCACACACCCUCAACAAGCACCCCCACCACCAGUGCUUCCUAAACUGUACCUAUGCCAACAGAGGGUACAAUUUAUGGUACCACCGGCAGACAUGAUAUUGGUAGGGGGCAUGUUACAAGCCCUAUGGUGGAUGGAGCCAGAACUCUACCACUGACCAGUUCAAAACCUGGACCUCCCCCUUUAAAGAUUCCAACACCACAAGCUGGCAAAGUGGGACCACCUGUUUUGCCCAAGUCCUCGGCAGCAAGUCCCAUGUCUCCCAUAAAUGUUCAUGGACAGUACAGAGCAGGGCAGAGCGGCAUGUCUACAUCACCUAUGUCCCCAGUGUGCUCUUCAUCUGCACCUUCCACUCUCAUGAAAUCUGGGGCUACAAGCCCCGCUGCUUACCACUCACAAGGUCACAUGGUCAGCAGUGCAGACAACUAUUAUGAAAUGGUCCAGCAGUCUAGUGGAUCUCCAAACUCCCCCCACAGAAUCUCUCAUGUUAAACACCCUUCCACAGGGUCUCCUAUGCUUGGAAUGGGAUCUAGCCCAACUGCUAGCCAAGGUCCUACACCUUCUGACAGUGGUUACAUUGAAGGAGAUUCAUCUUCAUGUGCAGGGUCACCAAGCAACCUUCCAUAUCUUGUUGAGUUGUCUCGAAGGUCUCAGGCUCCAGGCUUAGGCACCAGUCCCCCCAAGAUAUGUGCACAAGUUUUGGAAACAGCUGGACAUGGAGCAGCCAGUCAUCGACGGUCAGCCUCCGCUGGCAGUUCCAUUGUCAAAGGGGGUGCAAAACAGGAUGCAGGUAAGCGAGCCCCUCCACCACCACCACCAAAACGUAGUGAAACAACGCGUCUGUCAACAGAUGUAAAGCCAGGGAAGGGAGAGACCCCACCAGCAUCUCCUUCAACACAAAUGGCAGAGCAGGGACCUCCUCUGACAGGUGCCAUUUAUGAGAACUAUGAAGGAAUCAUCGACAUAAAUGAUCUUCCACCUCCACCGCCAGAACUUUUAAUUGGGCUGGCAGAGUCUUCAGUCAACCCUUCUGCUGCUGCAGUUCAUGGAAAUACUGCAGGCCAACUCACCAGCAGCAAAAAGCCACAAAAACUUCCUCCACCACCGCCAAAACGUAGCAAGGAUACUCAGCUUUCUCAUCACUGAGGCCUGUGAUUGAUAGAACAUCCAGAUCAAAGAGCAUAUUAUUAGUAUGAAUGUGUGCAUGUGUGUGAAUGUUCAUACAUGAAGAGCAUUUACUUGGAAUCACUUCUCCAUAACUCUGACAAGAGAUACAUUGGGUCAAAAACUGCUUGCACACAGCUGCAGUCAAAAAGGAAUUUUCCUGUGUUUUCUACGUGCUUCUCUAGUCACAAAAUUGAAACCUAGUCCUUUUGUGUAAACUUGGUUCAAACGUGUUUCCUUAUUGGAUCUAUGUGUGGUGUCAGGAGUUCAUGGUCAUUUUUCUUCUUGCCUUUGCUGUGGCCAAUAUGGUGCAAUGUGGACAUUAUGUUGUGGGCUUUAUCAACUGCCAUGGAAAAAAUGUUUAACUGUGGUAGGGAUUGCUGGAUGCAGAGUUUAAGCAUCAGUUCAUCUUUCUAUACUUGACUGGCUUUUGUCUAACCAGUCGUUGGAUAAGACUUGAGUGCCAAUCUCCAUGCAUGUGUAUUUUGCCUGUCAGUUAUGAAUGGAUUAUGAGUUGACAGGUUUUUUUUUUAAGUUUGCCUUACUAUUGUUUUGCUGUGCAGUGAAUUAUGAAAGUAGAAUAAACAUGAUGAACUAAGAGUGUACUUCAUUGCUCUUUAGAGUUACCAGUAUGAGUAAUCAAGCUUGAAAAUAAAGUACUACCUACAUGAUAGAUGCUACUAGGUUCUGCAUUCUUGUAUCUUGCAGUAGUCCGAGGCAUCAUCAUUGAAAGUCUGCAGUGCAUUUAGAUUGAUUUCUGUAAGCAUAUACAUUUCUGAAUGGAAGUUGUUUUACAUGCAGUGAAUUUUGACAAAGUGACUUCAGUGUCUAAAAAUACUGAUGUCCUGAUGUUUAAAGUAGUCACUGCUGGUGCAUGUAAUUAUGUUGUCAUCCUAAUUUUUGUUGCCACUUUGAAGUAUUAUUUGAGUGUGGCUUAUAAAAUAAAUGUUUGCAUGCACAAUUGCUUUUAUAGCAAUAUUUAUAUCGGCAACUUGCUGCAGGCUCUCCCAUCUUAAACAUUUCACACCUUGAGACCAAAUAUUCCACCAUUCUUUUCGAUCUUUAGACUGGGCCUUCUCUUAUACUUUUACGUUUGCUGUCUGAAAGAUGGAAAACCUGUUAGAAAACAUUUCUUUUAAUUUCUUGUUCUUUUAAAAUCAUUUUAUGAUUUGUGUGUGGUUGUGAUGUUUUUAAUGAAUUCAUUGUAAAUAGAUUUUUUAAAGACAUGCUGACAAGAUGUAUGCAGAGCAUAUGUUGAUGGCUUGAUUUUAAGAUAUACAAACUGUGUAAGAGAUGUUCAUUUUUCCCUCAUAUUUAUAUCUUUUAUUUUAAAACCUAAAAAGAAACAAAGGAAUUGUUUCAAUGUGGUUCCAAAGAAAAGAAUUUCUUUUACACCAGAUGUGUGCAUUUUCAGUCUUUUGUUUCAAAAGUGUUCCUUUAAUAAUUGCAUCCUAAUUAUAAAUUAAUUUGUUUUUGUUCCUAUUUAUUUCCUUGGAAAAGAUUUUUUUAAACUUCUUUCCAGACAAACAACAGUGAUGAUUUAUCAAACAAAUAAAUGCUACAUGACAAUAACAUGUUAAAGUAAUGAAAUAAUUUUGAAUAUGGUGGGCUAGGAAUAGCUACUCUCACAUGAAAUGAUAUGCUUUCUGAGUUGUGAGAAGUGUUCAUCUAGUAACUUCUACGUUACAGUGGUGUGUGUGUGUACAUAUACAGGUACAACAUUAGUUGAAAAGACAUACAUGUAUAAGAGAAUUUCUGAAAGUCAGAAUAAAUUAUCCCCAAACCAACUAGCAUAUUUGUAAUGCAUUGGAAAAAGUUCUGAUGCAUGCAUAGCCAGAUUGACACUUAGACAUUAAACCAAAGAAAAACCACAAUUUUCUAGGUAUAAAAAUUUAAGUUGUUGUACUCUAGUUAUGCUGUUACUACUACAGUACAGGAUUAGCUGUUGCAGUAUUCCUGCAGAUAACUCUCGGGAAGUUUGAAUAUUUUUGUUUGUAGAUAUGCAAGGAAAACAUCAAAUCAAAUCAGAUCUUGUUGGCAACCAUGCUUCUUCACAUGUUUUAGAAACUCUGUUACAAUCUUCAGUCUUUUUAGGGGGAAAAUACUUUUUAACAUUAUGCAGGGCUUCUGCUUACACAAAAAAUUGCGUACAGUACGCAUUAAAAGUUCGGAGGACCCCUUCAAUUUUCGUCAAUGGGGUCCCCUUCAAAUUUGGGCGAAGAACAGGGACCCCUUAAAAAUCUGAAGAAGGGGUCUGGGACCCAAAGAAUUUAGCCUUAGCAGAAGCCCUGAUUAUGUGAACUGUUUCUAUCCUUUCACAUGGCACCAGUUUAUAGGACUCGUUGCCUGGCAGUGAUGUAGCCUUAGCAGCUUGCUCGGCCCUAAUAUAGCCUUAGCUACUGCAUGGCUCGGGGUCAAACAUUUUCCUUCUCUUCUCAUCCCCAUUCCAGUCCGGUUUUCAUUAUUGGUCCAGUGGAUCCUCAACAGUUGCUGAGGACUGUUUAGGUGACAAACCUUUUUUUUUCAGUUGUCUUCCCCUGAUCAGAUUUAGUUUCUGGUGAGAAAGAUUUUCAUAGCCACAGUCAUCCAUUGUAUUGUACACCAGUCAGUCUCAGUCAGCAUGUUUCUUUAAAGUCUUUUCAGACAAUCUGCUUGCUCAGUCAAAUAGCAAUGUCCUGUACUUUUUUUUACCUUCAUUUAAAACACUGAGAUGCAUCUGCUUUUAAGCUUUGAUGGCUUAUUGGGGAUUUGAUGUUAGAUACAAAUUAGCUACAGUGGCACCUAUGAAUAGCAAAAACUCUUGAAAUUAAACAAUGUUGCCUGUUGGCGGUUGGGGUAUGGGCAAGAGAUGAGGCUUUCUAGCAGCAGUGAAAAACCUUUUCAAGUAGACUAGCAAAAAAUGGCAGUGAUGCAGCAAUCAAUGUUGGCAGUAAAUUCUUGAUAUUUGAUAGUCUGGGGCUUCCUCUGUCAGAUUGACGGCAUAUCAUAGCUAGCUUGGUGUGUUACAACUGUGCAGUGUCAGCUCAUCGGGUAGGGAGUAGUGUUACAUUUCCAGCACUAUCAGUGUUGUUUCAGAUUAUGUUCUGCUAGGUCUCAUCACACAGAAGAUAGCAGAGUGAUGUGAUGUUGACAAGAGAGAAAUAGCAGAUACAACCUGGAGUUACAACUCCACUUCCUACUCGCUGUGUCAGUAGCAUAACACCAUUAGACAGGUACUGUAGCUUAUGGUAAAUUACAGUGAUUAAUGCCAUCCCCAGCAGUUAAAUAGCUAAUUAAAUAAAGACUGAAAAUAUUAUAGUAGAAGUAUUAAUGUUGUCUUUUUCAGGAAUUAACAGGCGAUAAUGAUCUAGAAAACAUGCUGAUGUUGACAGUAAUGCACGAGGCAGCGAGUUCCUUAGGUAGAAACUGACUUCAAGUUUACCAUGGGGACCACAGGCAAACUGCAUUUAUGAAAGUGGCCAAAGCGGAAAGAAAACUUUUAAUUUUCGAUUGCUUGGACAGUUCUGUACUUUGUGUUAUCUGACCAUGAGCUUUCACUUUUUUAACAUUUUGUCCUUAAAAGGAUAUUCAGUCACUAAAACCAAAGCCUCAUUUUUCAUCCAAGUUUAUGUUAAGGUAUGAAUUGUUGCUUCCAUUUUCCUGCGCUAGAUGCAGAGAAUUAAGGUGUUUGUCAUAUUUUAAGUGCUUAUUAUUAUUCCACUAUGGGAACUUUCUAUAACUGCUUUCAGUAGAAAUAAUAUCAGAGGCAGCACCAGAUGACAGCAUGCACUGGCCUAUUGCAUGGCGGUGUCCUGUGGGAAUUGCUGUUAGUUUACAGCGGGUAUCUGAAGAGCUCAGUGAACAGUCAACAGGCUGGUUGAUCUCAUUUACGCAUAAGCGCAUAAAAGUACACAUGCAUCCAUCCACACCUGCAUGUGUCUGCAUAAUUCACCAGUAGUUUCAGAACUUCCUCUUUUUUAUACCACACAAGUUCAAAUUUGUGUACAGCUUGUUGCAAAAAUGUGCACCAGUGUUUGUCAUGAACAAAGCAUAAAAAUUAUUGCCACCACUUUCAGGCCAUUUUCAUCAUUUAUAGACAAGAUGACAGUUUGAAUAAUUUAGAAACAUCAACAGGAAAUUAUUAACAGUAUCAUUCUGCUGCAUAAUAUGAGUGUUAAGCUCAGUAUAAUAUUGAUUUGUGCUACAAGAAGAGUGAAUAUUGCCAUCAUGGUGUCCAAUGGUUUCAUUAUUUUUAUGCAUUGGAUUUUCUUUGGUUAUUUAUCACUCACCCUUUUGUCUCAACUAUGCCAUUUCUGUACCUUGUUGUUCUUAACAUUUCAUCGACAUCUGCAAAUGUUUGAUUACCUGCAUGUUCUUUCAUUGGUAUUUAAUCUAGAAUCUGAGCACAAGAUUUGAUAAGGUGUAUUUCACAUUUUGUUUUCUGUAACUGUGGGUUGCAUACUUGCUGUUCAUGCUGUACCAUUCCUUGUCUGUAGGGUUUUGCAUGAUGUUUAAAACUUUGGGCCAGCCUUGCCUGCUGUGUUCUUCAUGAAGCUUGAAAUUGGCCAGUCACUAUAACUAUGCACAGAACAAUCAUGUGUUCAUUUCUAAAGGUUUUUAUUGUUAUUUUGUGAAACUGUGUGUCUGGGGGUCCAAAAAACAAACUCACGACAGCUGUUUUAAGAUUUACAGAUCUUAGGCAUUGUGAUGCCGAAUAGAAUAAUGGGUAUUGAGGAUCACACAUUUUGUACAGAAUUUUUAGCCUUACAAAAUUUUCACCUGAUGGACAGCUGAAAAGCCAAAACCCAUGCUAGCAAAAUCUGGUCAGCGUGAAGACAGUUUGCAGUGCAGUCUACAAGUUUUGCCACUCCUUACAAGAUGGACAGUUUGAUCAAUUGCCUGAGUAUUGUAGUGUGUACACAAUCUAGGGAAGCUUUCAGUCUGCUUUUCUUGCAUCUUUAUUGUUUUGUUUCAUUACUCUGACUUGAUGCAGAAAGAACUGAUCUAUAACAACAUCUUGUUUUGAAAGGCAUGUAGAUUUUCAGACUGUGCGUUGGUUAUGAGAUUUAGACCAUGGUCGUUUGCACAUAAGAAGUAUGAGGACUAGAUACAAAUUUCUUCGGCUUUGUGUGCCAACAUUUCUUACUAAUAAACAAGGAUCUGUUUAGUUUCCAGUUGGUACUGUGUACUAGUAGUAUAAACAUAUUGCCUAACAGUUGAAAUUUGUCAAGUAGAAAUGAUCUCAGGAACAGAUACAUCACAAGCAACUUUGAAACUUUUAAAUUUGGUAGAGAUAACAACCAUGUGUACUUACAACUUUGGUUGUAAAAGAUCUGGGAUGUGAGGAGAAGGGUAUGUUGGUAAAAUUCAGUUGGUAAAACAACCCUAACAUUCCAAGUCUCUUUAAUGCUGGCUGGCUGCAGUGUUUUUAAUAGCUUCUCUUAUGCUACUGUUCGGACCAGCACAGCUAUCGCAGCCAGCUCGGUCAGUUUAAAAAAUUUCAAAAAGCAAGAGUUGCACUUUCGUGCAGUCAGGUGGCAGGUGUAAGAGGCUUUUCAUUUUACUGAAGAUGGAGAUCAGACAAUAUUCUAGCCUAUAUCAUCUUGUAACUCAUUUUGAAGAUCACUUGGGAGUUCUGAACUAAUGUAGACAUGGCAUUCUAGAAGGUUAGCAUGUCAACACUGUGAAAUGAUUCUACUGGCAUAUUCAGUGCUGUCAUAAGAUGGUUUGAAAACCCCAUGAAUUCUGCAAUAGAGGGUAAAGCUUGGGAAAUUUUACCUAGAUGGGCUGGAUGAUACAUUUUACUCAGUAAAGGUUACACAAUCUGUUGCAAACCUACCGUUUGACAUACUACUGGAGGUGAGAAUAAAAUCUUUUAAGCUGUCCAGUUUAUUUAUUUCUUUUUGACAAAUGCUCUCUUACACACAGUUUUUCAGGCAACAUAUCUAUUGGCCAAAAUGUCCAUUUCAAAUUUGAUGAAGAGUGUGAGGAUGUGGGUCAUCACAUUUUUGUCACAGCUGUAAAGUAUGUAUGUGCUUGCAGGAUUUUUUUUUAAUCAGUGCCAGAGUUCAAAGUUCUAAAGAAGACAGCAUAUGACUGCAUGUCGUUCUUCCCUUGUACAAAAACGUCCAUAUUUACCUAGAAACCUUGAUUCCAACUUGCUGCAAAAUACAAUGUCAAAGUAACUGCUGGUGUUGCACUGCCAACAACAACAUUCCCCAUUUGCCAUUGAUCCAUCCAUCAACAUCCUGAAUGUCGGCAGUCUUGAAGCACUGAGGAAGACCACCAUUUGAGGACAUCACAUUUUCAUCACAACAAUCACAGAUGCAUAAUGAGUAGCCCACCCACUACCUGAUUUCUGAAGCUUUUUACGCUACUUGGCUUCCUAUUAUCUGGUCUACCUCAGUCUUGCCCUGCUAAACUUGAGCAUACUUGGAAAGCUGCUCAUUUAUUAAUCCAUUGAUACUAUCCAUGACUUCUACUCUGGCUACCUGUUGACAAUGGAAUCUCUCCAAGAAUUGCUUCUGCUUCAUAAAUUGACAAUAUUUAAGCUAGCACCACCGACUAUCAGAUCACAAAUUCACAUUUUUAUCUGGUCUUUGCUCUUAAACACUAUAUAUCACAAAACCAAAAGCCAACUGGACCAAAUGCUGUUACACAUGUAUCUCAUUCAUCUGUCACAUCCACUGGUCAUCCAAGUUCUGGAAUCUCCAAUCAAAGCCCCAUGCUAUUUUUAUUUCAGUGUGAUUAUAUUGUAGUAUGACUGGCAAUGGUGAUUUAGUGUCGUUGACAAAAGGAGUGUGUCUUAUUAUUAUGUCUACUGCAGAAAUUGACACAGACUGUUCUGGUAAUGUUCAUAAAUGACAGUCAUCAUUACUAUCUUCAUCUGGCACCUCUCCCCACCUUGUAUAUCUGCUUCAUGUUAGUAAUGUGUGCAUUACUAGUUGACUACGAAGUGAUGCCCAUAAUCACCCGACAAGUGUAUGGUACCAACAACUCAGUAUACAGCUACUGGGUAUUUUUUUUUAGAUGUUUUACAAUACAGAUGUUACAUCUUGUGAUGUGCCCAAUUUUUGAAAUAAAUUUUAUCUGCUGUCUGA